Arctia plantaginis is the source of this 321-nucleotide messenger RNA. The record is from the annotation of a GenBank genome assembly. NCBI's taxonomy places the organism in Eukaryota, Metazoa, Arthropoda, Insecta, Lepidoptera, Erebidae.
AUGUUGAGUUUCCUGAAGUAUACUAAGCCAUUUAAAACCUCAACCGUGCCAUCGAACGUUCCAAGGGCCAGUGACGACACAGCUUCUAAACAAGAUACAGCACCACUAUUAACAUCAGUAGUUGAAAAGAAUAACGUCACCACAGAAAGUACAACAGUAACAGAAUCUAAUAACGGUACCGAUAAGAGUCUUACAACUAUUGUACUCACUACAAUAACACAUAAUAUAAGCGAAAAUGAUAUCUAUGUAUCCGGUAAUAAAAAAAAUACUACUAUAAGCAAGUACUGGAAUAAGAAUUAUACAACAUUGGCGUUUAAUUAA